CUGAACAGGUGUUUUUUCCCCCCUACCUUGAACCAGAAGAGAGAGAGAAGAUCCAACCUGAGGUUUCUAACCGGUCAUCAUGGAGCAUUUGGACACCAGACUCACCGUUCUUCUUCUCCUGCUGUCCGUCGUUCCAUUCUCAACCCAGAAGAGCUCAGUCACCUGGUGUGUGAUGAGCGACGCGGAGGAGCAGAAGUGUCUGGACCUGGCCGGGAACGCCACCCUCCACCACGUCAGGGGAACUCUGCUGUGCACGCGAGGACUCCACUCCAGAGACUGCAUGGAGAAGAUUAAGAACGGUACGGCGGACGCGGCCUCCAUGUUUGUGGACGACAUCUAUGCUGCGGGCCUCUGCUACGGCCUGGAGCUUGCAGCCGGGGAGUCACACAACGGCGUGGACGGGGUGAGUUACUAUGUGGUGGCCCUGGCGCGGCGGUCCUCCUCGGACCUCUCUCUGCUGGAGAUGCACGAGCGCAGCUCCUGUCACCCCGGGAUACGGACCACGGUGGGCUGGACCGUUCCUAUUGGCUACCUGGUCAACACCUCCCAGAUCAGCGUGGGGGAGCAGUGCAACUUCCCCAGAGUGGUGGGAGACUUCUUCGGCUACAGCUGCGUGCCGGGGGUGCAGGACCCCCAGCACGACCCCCGCGGGAGCAACCCCAGGAACCUGUGUGAGGCCUGCAUCGGGGACGACAACGACCGCCACAUCUGCGCCAACAACCCCAGAGAGAGGCACUUUGGAGAGGCUGGGGCCCUGAGGUGUGUGGCGGAGAACCUGGGCGACGUGGCGUUUGUCAAACACACAACGGUCUUCGACAACAUCGAUGGUCAGAGACCUCUUAAACUCCCUUCAAAUAACUUCAUUGUGUUUCUGCCAUCGUAUGGCCUCAGGCCCGUCGCACACAUCCACACAAGCAGCAAAACGGUGAACCACAACGCAAAUUCCAUACAACACAACACAACAAGCUAAUCUAAUCCCUAAUGU
Gadus macrocephalus (Pacific cod) is the source of this 985-nucleotide messenger RNA. It is a transcript of the gene otomp, whose product is annotated as otolith matrix protein. Gene Ontology annotation, cellular component: early endosome; recycling endosome; plasma membrane. The record is from RefSeq and is a predicted model, not a curated record. The coding region runs from base 80 to 970 and encodes 296 amino acids. The transcript has 6 exons. NCBI's taxonomy places the organism in Eukaryota, Metazoa, Chordata, Actinopteri, Gadiformes, Gadidae. Gene Ontology annotation, biological process: iron ion transport.